Molecule: messenger RNA, 798 nt
Organism: Penaeus indicus
Lineage: Eukaryota; Metazoa; Arthropoda; Malacostraca; Decapoda; Penaeidae
Exons: 5
Coding region: 1-798 (265 amino acids)
Source: RefSeq, a predicted model, not a curated record
AUGGUCUCAUAUUUCUGGUCUCUUCCUUCUGGUCUCUUUAUUCUCCUACCCCUGGUCCCCUACCCCUGGUCUCCUGCUCCCCCCUUACCUGCUGUUUGGGUACGCUUCCCCUCAGAGUUAGGAGCUGACGACAUGGCUCAGCAGAAAGCAGGCGAGCGUAGCAGGGAUAUCGGUAACUUCCAGAGUGAUUGCAAAGCAGAUUAUAAUACUCAUUUAGUCACAGAAAAUGACAUCAAACCUCAGGAUUUAAAGAUCUGUAGACCUACUUUUAGGCAUCCUUCUUCCACAUUUAUCCACACAGACGGCUAUAUGAAUAUCUUUCCCUUCUUCCACUGUCAUCCACAUCCAUCCACACUCAUCCACAUCCAUCCACCUAGGUUCCACAUCCACCUCCUCAAACAUAACCUUUCAAAUUAUGCCACUCGUCUAUUUUCAUCCACAUAUAUCCGCAUUUACCCACACAUCCAUCUACAUCUACUCAAACAGCAGUCCACAUCUAUCCACAUCAACCCAUACAGCCAUCUACAAGUACCCCCACCCAACUACAUCUACCCACACUUACCCACAUCCACUCAUCCAUAUUCACCCACAUCUACCUACCCCCACCCACAUCUAGCCCCACAUCCAGCUCAUCUACCCACACCCAUCCACACUCACCCACAUCUACCGCCACGCCCACCCACAUCUACACGCACCUAUCCACGCUCAUCCACACUUACCCACAUCUACCCACACCUAUCCACACUCACCCACACCUACCCACACCUGUUUCCUACCCACCUCACCUGUGCGGCUUGA